Molecule: messenger RNA, 2111 nt
Organism: Pundamilia nyererei
Lineage: Eukaryota; Metazoa; Chordata; Actinopteri; Cichliformes; Cichlidae
Product: neuronal acetylcholine receptor subunit non-alpha-2-like
Exons: 6
Coding region: 211-1671 (486 amino acids)
Biological process (GO): monoatomic ion transmembrane transport
Cellular component (GO): postsynaptic membrane
Molecular function (GO): transmembrane signaling receptor activity; acetylcholine-gated monoatomic cation-selective channel activity
Source: RefSeq, a predicted model, not a curated record
CACCCCGUCCACCGACAGCGGCGCUUCCCGUGACGCCUCGAACGGAAUCAGAUUCGGACACAUGCGCUCUCACAUCAGGUCCCUGCCCCCUGAUACACGGCAGCAGUAACGGGGUUACUUUCCGUAUACCGUCUAGUUCCAGCACUGAUGGGAACCUCGGGGUCUAAGACAUAUCGGUGUGCAUAGCCUUCUUCUCCAGCUGACAAUACCAUGAAGUUAGACGUCCUUCUUCUCCUCCUCUUGGGUUUUUGCAAGCUGUCCCCCGCGAAGAUUGCCGCUCCAAAUGAGUUUGUGUCCUUGGCGGAGAUGGAGGAUGCUUUAUUGAAGAACCUUUUCCAAGGCUAUCAGCGCUGGGUUAGGCCAAUCCAGCGUGCCAAUGACACUAUUAAAGUACGCUUUGGACUCAAGAUCUCUCAGCUGGUCGAUGUGGAUGAGAAAAAUCAGCUAAUGACAACUAAUGUUUGGCUGUGGCAGGAAUGGAUUGAUUACAAGCUGCGAUGGAAUCCAGAUAAAUACGGAGGAAUCACCUCCAUCAGAGUUCCUUCAGAAAAUAUCUGGCUCCCAGACAUCGUCCUGUAUGAGAAUGCUGAUGGGCGGUUUGAGGGUUCCCUGAUGACCAAAGCUAUUGUGAAGUACAACGGGGCCAUCACCUGGACACCACCUGCCAGUUACAAAUCUGCCUGCACCAUGGAUGUCACUUUUUUCCCUUUUGAUCGCCAGAACUGUUCCAUGAAGUUUGGGUCCUGGACCUAUGAUGGCAGCAUGGUGGACUUGGUUCUCAUGGACAACCAGGUUGAUCGGAAAGACUUCUUUGAUAACGGGGAGUGGGAGAUACUCAGCGCUACUGGUGCCAAAGGAAACAGAAAAGAUGGCUUGUUAUCCUACCCCUUCAUCACAUACUCCUUCAUCCUGAAGAGGCUGCCUUUGUUCUACACGCUGUUCCUAAUCAUCCCUUGUUUGGGUUUGUCAUUUCUGACCGUCCUGGUCUUUUACCUCCCCUCAGAUGAAGGAGAGAAGCUUUCACUCUCUACCUCCGUCCUAGUGUCACUUACUGUGUUCCUGCUGGUCAUUGAAGAGAUUAUUCCCUCCUCCUCCAAGGUCAUACCCCUGAUCGGAGAGUACCUCCUCUUCAUCAUGAUUUUUGUCACCCUCUCCAUCAUCGUCACUGUCUUUGUCAUCAAUGUCCACCACCGCUCCUCAGCCACUUACCACCCAAUGUCGCCAUGGGUUCGAAACCUCUUUCUUCAAAAACUGCCCAGAUUGCUGUGCAUGCGAGGGCACACUGACCGCUACCACUACCCAGAGCUGGCUCCCGAAAGCCCUGAGCUGAAGUCUCGCUCUGGAGGUCGGAGAGGCCAGAAGGCAAACAGUGGUUCGCUCGGACCGACUACUUCUGAUGGGAAGGACGAAGAAGCCUGGGGUGCUAUGUUGGAGAAAGCCAUCUAUUCGGUGCGCUACAUCAGCAGACAUAUCCGUAAAGAACACUUCAUCCGUGAGGUGGUACAAGACUGGAAGUUUGUGGCCCAGGUGUUAGACAGAAUCUUCCUUUGGGCUUUCCUCACUGUCUCAGUAUUAGGCACCAUCCUUAUCUUCACUCCAGCUCUGCAGAUGUUCAUGAAAAUCCCCCCUCCAAUUCCAAGUGAGGAACAAGCUUCAGAGCCGUUACACUGACGAGGCAACUGAUCAUCUGCCUUCAAAGAAAACAUUUUUUAAACAUGGUACCACUGAGCAAGAAGAGCCCACUGCAGGCACCUUUUACAGGAUUUUGUUGACUAUCUGACUCUUUCUGUUAAACCACUGUGUAAAAUAUACAUGCGAAUAAGUCAUCAGGUCACUCUGUCUGUUUUGUCAAUAUCAUAACGUUUCAUCUGAUUAUAUUGGCAUUUUAUUCUGGUUUAAGAUAUAUAUGACAACCUCAGUAACCAGUAGUCUCACCUGUGUUGAGUUUCAGUUCGCAAAUUGCCAAAAUAAAAAACAACAACAAAGAAAUGCUUCAUAAACUCUACACCAAAUGGUAUUUAGCUAUCAAAAUACAAGAUUAAGGUAAAACCCCAUAAUUGCCUUAUUUUUUAUGUUUUUAACCAACAUCAUAUUUAAUUUGAUAUUUUUUU